GCCGUGGCUAUUAGUAACGAGGUUACGCAUUGGGAUAAUUUUGAUCCAUGUAUUUCUUGGCCUAACCACACAAAAAUGGGCCAUGUCGAGGGAUUGUGGAAAGCGUUUAAGGUAUUUGUAUGUAAUUUUUAUUUUAUUUAAGUUAUUUAAUUUUUUGUUUCAUUUCAAUUGUAUAUUUUUUAUAUUUUAUUUAGGAAACUUGGAAACUUCCUGAAAAUGAGGCUACAAAAAAAUGGUUCAAUGAGACUGCUAACGGUCGUUGGAAAGAUGGAAAAACUAAACGAUUGAAGGCAGUCUUUGAUAGAGCUUCAGACCUUGCCACGGCUAAGGCAAAUUGUCCAAAUAGGAUUAGUGUUCAAACUUGGGAGAAACUAUGUGAUCAAUUUCAUUCUAUUUCCACUCCUGGUGUUGAUGGGAAGGUAAAUUAUAUAUAUUUAAUUUAUGGAAAAUGUUUAAAUAUAUUAAAGAGUUUUAAUUUUUUGUGUUAUUGUUCAUAGUCCAAAUCAACCAAAUGCAAGGAUUCGCGAAAGAAAGUCUCGACAGACCACCAUUGGGGUCGAACAAGUAUCAAUAGUUGGUCCCACAAUCAUGUAAGUAAUUUGAUCUAUAAGUUUAAUUUAUUUAAGUUUAAAAUAGAUACUUACUUUAUAAUAUUUUAGUAUAGUUUAAAAAAUUGGGCAAAAAUCCUACGGUGUUUGAUACGUAUAAGAAAGCAUAUAUGGGCAUUGAUGUACUGAGGGAAACCGGGCCAACUAUUAGUGAGGAAGGAGAUACAGAAGAACCGUAUAAUGGGAUAGCAACUCCUGAACAACUUCGCAUUUCGGCUGAUUUGGAACGAGUGUACGAUGAGACAAUUCGUGAUGGAAGUGACGAAAGCACGGCCAACUCAAUUGCGAUAGAAAAAGUGCUCGGAAAAAGCAAAGGGCUUGGAAUUAAGAUUGCAACCACCACAAAGAGUUCAAAGUCGAGAUUUUCUUCAAUUCUGCCGGAAGUGCAAAUGGAAAUGAAUUCAAUGAAAGAGCAAAUGCAACUUAAAGAUGAAAAAAUGGAAAGAUUGGAAGCGGAAUUGAAAGAAACCCGAGAAAUUGUGAACACCUUAGUCGGUCGUUUUGGACUACAAGCCUCGACAUCGACUCCUUCCAAUGAUGGUGGAGUAUAAAAAGGGAUGAAUUUUGUUUGGUUUUUGAAUUAAAGUUUGAAACACUACAUUAUAUGCUUUUAAGUUUUUAUGUACUUUUUUAAUUUAUGUUUUGUGCUA
This is a messenger RNA of Erythranthe guttata (spotted monkey flower), 1258 nucleotides long. NCBI's taxonomy places the organism in Eukaryota, Viridiplantae, Streptophyta, Magnoliopsida, Lamiales, Phrymaceae. The record is from RefSeq and is a predicted model, not a curated record.